This is a messenger RNA of Petromyzon marinus (sea lamprey), 1706 nucleotides long. Lineage: Eukaryota; Metazoa; Chordata; Hyperoartia; Petromyzontiformes; Petromyzontidae. The record is from RefSeq and is a predicted model, not a curated record.
AACUAAAAUAGACAAACUAUUUUUGUUGCCCGUAUUGAAACGGCUGUACGCCGUACGGACCUGAAAACUCACUUUCCCCCUCCAAGAACACGGGGUGGGUAAACCGUGAUGGGUCGACAGCGACGACAUCCCGAACCGGUUUCUUAAACAGCUGCGAGAACGCGCACAGGCGAGAGGAGAGACACCGUCAGGGACUGCUCAGAGAAGCGAGCGGAACUCGGGCAGGACGCGCCACGGUCGUGGAGGGGACAGCGACAGCGGUCAGGAAUCGCGACGGGGCGCGCACGGCAGGCAGGAUCGUCCACCGUGGAGACGGAGCGAUGGGAAUCCAACGCGCGAGACGAAGCUGCAUCCGAUUCUCGAACAUCGCAGGCCCCACGGGAGAUCUCGCCGGCUUUCAGGGAGGCGUUCGUCGAUUGACCGUGGCCCGUGGCGACGAUGACGGCGAGGGCAAAGACUCGCGAAUGGAAUGAACGAGUUUACAAAAACAUUAGAAAAAGACGCAGAGAAAAAAACAAAUCGAGCGUGGCUCAUCCAGCGUGACGUCACCCGCUUCGGAAGUCGUGCGGGGUGACGUCACGCAGUUAGAACUCAAGCGCGCGCGCCGCGGAAGAGCCGAGAGGGGGCAGAGAGCGAUGGGGGAGAGCGGCGAGGAGCCGGCGCUGAUGAGCCACGUGCGCGAGGUGCAAAUUCCGUUUGAAAGCCGCGUCCUGAACGCGCUGCUGUCCGUACCCCCCGCGUGGGACCGCCGCCCUCCGCUGGCGCUGGCGGUGACGCACGGCGCUGGGGGCGACGCCUCGCUGCCCCAGCUCCGCGCCCUCGCCCAGAGCCUCCUCUCCGCGGGGGUGCCGUGCCUCCGGUUCACGUGCCGCGGGGGGCCCCUCGCCUACCGCGUGCGCGCCUACCGCGCCGUGCUGGAAUAUUUGCGGAACUCCGGGGAGCUACGGCUGGGGGGCUGCGUGCUGGCAGGCCGCUCCAUGGGGGCACGGGCGGCCGCUGCGCUGUGCCGUGAGGAGUGGGACCAGCACGGGGGGCCCGGGACCCCCUUUGUGAGGGGGCUCGUCUGCCUCUCGUUCCCCCUGCACCGCCCCGGUCACGGCGGCGUCGUGCGCGGGGCGGAGCUCAGCGCCCUGCGCCGUGGACCCGUCCUGCUUGUGUCGGGGACGCGCGACGAGAUGUGUGACCAGGCAAGACAACCUGCUCGCCCGCACCACUCCUCCUCGCUCCUCGCCACUCCUCACCACUCCUCACCUGAGGAGGUGGAUCUCCUGCGGGCCACUCUGGCCCGCGUGGAGGCCCCCGUGAGCGUCCACUGGGUGCGGGACGCCCGCCACUCCCUGGAGGCGCGGGGUCGCGACCCCGCCGCCGUCCUGCGGGAGGCGAGCGACGCGGUGGUGCGCUGGGUGCGCGCCCUGCCCCCACUCGCUCCGGAGGCCCCUGGCAGCGGCGCGCGGUGACGGUACGCCAGAGUGUUGUUCCGGGCAAUCGUUGCCGGCAAUCGUUGCCGGCAAUCGUCACCACGUCGUUGUGGUCAUCUUCUUCCCUACGGCCGAGGAAGAGCGACUCUUUGAGAUUCACUCGGAAGUGAAUUCGCCAUUCGGUCGCUUUUGUUUUAGAGUUGGUGAAUUGCACAUGUACUCACACACCCACUCGCCCACUCACAUAUGCAUCCACUCACUCGCCCAGCCACUCGCCCAGCCACUCGC